AUGGCUUCUUCGCGAUUGCUAUGCUUUCCAGGAAAGAUUGCAACGGUCAAUGUGUACGGAAGACGAUUAUCACGCUAUAACGACAUCAGCCAAAUACGAACAGCAUCUUCAUCGCAUGGAACUUCCGGCAUAAAGUCAACAUUACCCAGCAGUUCUUCCCCGGAAAGUUUAUUGAAAGCAUUGCCAAAAGCACACGAUGACGGCGAUCGAGGUUAUUUGGCGUUCACCAAAGCAUCCCUGUUCAAAUUGACAUUACCGUUACAGCCUCCUUCGAAUGAUAUCCAUUCGACACGUUCUAAAGCAUCUUCCGCUUAUUCCAUAAGCAAGACGAAACAAUCUUUGCUAGAACGGGAAAAGGAAGAGACCCGAGCCGAAGCAGAGGAUAGCGCGGUAGAAUCAGCAGAGCCAUGGGAAUUGGUAGCAGAUCGGGGAGAAAGGAUAUCACAAAUCGAUCCAUUACAAGGACCAAGUUUGAAACCUGUAUCGGAAGAAACAUCACCCAAAGAUGAUGAAGAUGACAAUUCGAAGCUGAGAAAGAAGUCAAGCAGGCUUCUGUUGCAUGGAUCCGAACAGGGAGAACCAGCCGAUGAUCCCGCUGAAGAAUUCGAUGCAAAAGUUCCGGCCCAUUCGGUUGUAUUUCUACUGCAUAGCGCUCAGCCACUUUCUUAUAUUGCAAGUCUUAUCGAAGCUGAAGGCCCUGGAUUCGGAGAUGACAAAGGCACGAAACCCAAAUCGAUCACUUUUCAUUCGAGAGUGACUGAUUCCAAAAGAUGGAGUCCGGCAACAUCCAUUGGAGAUUUCAUGCGAGAUGCUGCUAGGAUUGGAAGCUUUGCAAUCCGGCUAAAACCACCUAUGGAGGAAGAUGCACGAAAGGCAUACGAAGAUCAGGAGGGUGAGAAAGGUAGGGAAGCUGCACAGAAUAAAAAAGAAGAGAUUGAAAAGAAGUACCUUCAACCUAGAUCGAUUCAAAUCAACGUCCCUUCAUUCGAAGAUCGAAGUCGAUUCUUACGCUCUCAUCUGUAUAACAAGACUGCAGAAAUAGAAAGGAUGGCCAAGAUUAAAGCCGAUUGUGAUGCUUUGGCCAGGUUGACCACGAGAAGAUUCGCGAUUGCUGGUGGAGUGAUUCUUGGAGGUUGGUGGGUAACUGUGUUCUCCAUCACAUUUUUGAGUAAUUGGGGAUGGGAUUUAGCAGAACCUCUGACGUACCUUACCGGUUUGGGUACUCUGAUGGCGGGUUAUACGUGGUUUUUGGUACAUAAUCGUGAAGUAUCUUAUCGUGCAGUCUUGACGGAAACGACGACGAGAAGACAACAAAGACUUUAUAUCGAAAAAGGACUUAAUAUGGAUCGAUAUGAAGAAUUGAUUGAUGAAUGCAAAGAAUUACGCAAACAGAUUCGUAAAGUCGCAGAAGACUAUGAUUUGGAAUGGGAUCAAUCUAAAGGAUCGAGUGGUCAUAAUAAGAGAGCGUUGGAUAUUGUUGAAAAACGUGAAGCACAAGAGAAACAACCUGUGAUUAUCAAAACUGAUUCGGAAGAAGAAGCUGCAAAUGGAUCAGAAGAAGAGAAACAGGAGAAGAAAGGAGACGAGAAAGAAGGAAAAGGAGAGACUGGAAAGAAAGACUAA
Messenger RNA from Meira miltonrushii, 1623 nucleotides. RefSeq lists its product as uncharacterized. NCBI's taxonomy places the organism in Eukaryota, Fungi, Basidiomycota, Exobasidiomycetes, Exobasidiales, Brachybasidiaceae. The transcript has a single exon. The record is from RefSeq and is a predicted model, not a curated record. Gene Ontology annotation, molecular function: uniporter activity; calcium channel activity. Gene Ontology annotation, cellular component: mitochondrial inner membrane; uniplex complex. The coding region runs from base 1 to 1623 and encodes 540 amino acids. Gene Ontology annotation, biological process: mitochondrial calcium ion homeostasis; calcium import into the mitochondrion.